UAGUAAAUAAAACAAGGACGGAGCAGAUGUAGCAGAGACACUAAAAGGGGGCAUUGUGUUGGCACGAAGCACUUCUCUUUUAUCUGCCUGCACAUUUGAAUUCACAAAACAGGCUUACUUCCUGUUUAUCAACUAAAACAGAAAUCGCUGGCACAGGGAGUUGAAGUAUACAGACCAAUGACAAAACACACACUUGUGGAGUUGCAGCAGAUUUCUAUUAAGAAAUUGGAUCGCCUGCAAUUUCUUUAACCUCUCCAAUACUGGUUGAGAAAGGUGACCAUGAACCACUCCAACUUCACUAGCUGUGAUAAGAUUGACUUCAGUGCUGACCAGACGUUUCUUCCUGUGCUGUAUGGAUGUAUCUUCUGCAUGGGGCUGCCUACCAACUGCCUGGCCCUGUAUGGGCUGUACCGCCUGGUCAAGGCCAACUACACCCUCCCCAUCUACGCCAUCAACCUCCUCCUGGCCGACCUCGUCCAGAUCGCCACCCUUCCCUUCUGGAUUGACUACUUCAAGAGUGGCCACACUUGGCAUUUUGGAGACAUUGCUUGCAAGAUCAUUGGCUCCGUGUUCUACAUCAGCUUGGCUGUGAGCAUCUUAUUCAUGUGCUGCAUCUCCCUGGAGAGGUACCUGGCCAUCGUCCAUCCACUGUGGUUCCAGGGCUGCCGCAAGCUCAGGAACGUGUAUGCGCUAUGCCUGGCGGUGUGGCUGUUCAUCAUCCUUAUUGUUUCUGUGGGAGUUUCCAUUGCUCUCAAGAGGCCUCAGGACAGCAAACUCUGCAUGGAGUCCCACAACUGGAGUAAGACAUUGGCCAUCUUCCAGCUGGUGACCCCCUCCAUCGUCUUUGUCAUCCCCCUGCUCCUCCUGGUGUUUCUGUCCCUCCUCGUGCACAGGAGCCUAGCCCAGUCCCUCUCCUUCCCAGAGCAGGAGAAGAGGAGGAUCUCCGGCCUGCUGCUCCUGAUUGUGCUCCUGUUCCUGCUCAUCUUUGGGCCCUACCACUUCGUCAAAGUCGUCCUCUACGCGGGCAGCCUCGCAGCCGCGGACAAGUGCGACUUCAAAGCGAGGGUGUUCACCUCGUAUCAGAUCUCCAUAGGCCUGCUGAGCGUCAACGCUCUCCUGGACCCCAUGAUCUACAUCUUCAUCUACAGGGACACCAGGAAGAAAAUGCUGGACUCUUUACCAUGUUUUCGAUGGAUGAGAAAGUCCACAGUUAACAGCUCGCAGUGAUGUGCCCGCAGACCUCAAGAUAUGAAGUUUAGAAUACAAGAAUGGAAGGAAGGUCAGAUCCUACUCUCCUAUGUCUAUAUUAAUAUCUCCCACACCAGACUUGCCUCUCGCACCCCGCUGACCAGCCUAUCUACACCUUUGCUGUAGCUCCCUGGCUCAUCUGUCAUCCUAUUCUCCUCACUACAUGUCCGGAUGGCGCAUGGGCUGGGCACCAUCUGAGUUGGAUGCUGCAUCACUGCCAUAGAUGGACAUUGCGAAUACCGCUAUGGUUUAGGAGGAUUAGCUGGUCUUCAGAGAUCUGCAUGGAGUACUAGCACACAGAAGGACAUAAUGGAAGACUUAAUACUCCACACUUAGUACUUUUUUGUGAAUUGUGUAAUGUUAGCAUGCCCAACUGGGCAGCCAGUUGACCGUGGACCCCUGGAGGGUUUUUUUUCUCCUUACCGAGGAGUUUUUGGUUUCUCUCCUCCAUUGUCUUCUGGCUUUUUCUCUGUCUGUAGUGUAACGUCAUGUAUGGUCACACAGCUUUGUUCAGUGCCUUGGGGCAACCGUGUUGUGAAAGGCACUAUAUGAAAAAUAAAUUGAAUUUAAUUUAAUUCAUCACGAUAGUGAGGGGUGUUUGGGCCGUCUGGUCCUCACAGCUAGUCUGCUUCUCACCCUCAGCUCUGCAAGUUCCCUCUGUUGCAUUCCUCAGGACCUAACCUAAUUACUGAGCCACACAAGACACCUCGCGCAGUUGGCAAGCAGGGCAAGGUGCCGGAGGUAUGUGUCAAUGAACAUAGAGGAGUUCUAACUCAGUAACUUCAAGCACUGUAUUGAAAACCUAAGGCCAAAGCAGUAAGUGACUUACUGACCCCCCUAUUGGCUAUGUUCAUGGGGAGGGUUAAUUAUAAACAUCCAAUCCUGUCGAUUGGCGAUCUUCUGGAUCCGUUGCAAAUUGCUUAUAAAGAACUUAGGGGACUGAAGAUGCAGCUUUGACUUAAGUGAAUUCAGUAGAUAGUCAUCUUCAACAGGCACGGUCAUAUGCACAUUUUUUAUUUAUUGAUUUUUGUUUAGCAUUUUAAUAUGAUCCAGAUCCACAUGGAAUUGGAAUGGCUGUUGAGGUUUUCCUGUUAAUAGGAGAUUUAUAAACUGGGUUUAGGAUUUUCUAACAGAUUGCCCACAGCGGGAUCUUGUGAAUAAUACUGUGCAUUUUCAAAUGAAAUUCUUUAAAAUGCCGGUAUUCCCCAGGGCUGUGUUUUGUCACCAGUGUUUCAAAUACCUAGAAACAGUAACAGAUUACGCUUUAAACUUUGCAAAGAAUACCAACUCUAUUUUUAAGAAGGCUAGGCAGCGUAUAGUUUUGAUCAGGAAGUUGAAAGAGCUUGGGGUGAGUCAAAAAGUUCUGGAGGGGGUUUAUAGAAUCUGAGUAGAAACCAUCCUUAAUUUUGGUAUCACAGUGCGGUAUGGUGGGGAAAUGUGCCAGAAUUGUUAAUAUUGCAGAUAAAAUAAUUACAACGUAAACAUCUCUUGGGUCCUGUGCAAUUGGUAUAUUGAAUGCAGCUAAGGUAGUGUUUGCUAUAUGAAGCUAUUGGAUUAUGUGUAAUGGCACUGUAAUAUGGGCAGAGAGAGAUGUGUGUACUGUAUAUUGUAUGUAUUGUUGCAUGUCUAAGAUUAUUGCUUGUUUUUACGGUGAAUUUAUUUCAUGUUGAGUGUUAUUU
Messenger RNA from Lepisosteus oculatus (spotted gar), 2927 nucleotides. Its product is annotated as G-protein coupled receptor 4-like. NCBI's taxonomy places the organism in Eukaryota, Metazoa, Chordata, Actinopteri, Semionotiformes, Lepisosteidae. Gene Ontology annotation, biological process: G protein-coupled receptor signaling pathway. The record is from RefSeq and is a predicted model, not a curated record. Gene Ontology annotation, cellular component: membrane. Gene Ontology annotation, molecular function: G protein-coupled receptor activity.